AUGGAAGCAGAUUCUUCAGCUACAGAUCUUUCCCUCAUUUCAAAAUAUGGUGAUCGUUCGAGCCAUUACUAUCAUUUAUAAAAUGAUACGAAGAAAGAUAUUAAAUCUAAUCCCACCUAAUCUACAACUUAUCUCUAUGUUUGGGGUUCUAAUCAAUUCGGGCAGUUAGGUAUAGGGGAAAAGCAUCAUGGGAAAAUGAUUUAAAAACCAAUGAAGUAUAAAUUCCCCUUCAAAAUCAUUCAGAUUUCUUGUGGUAAUGAGCACACAUUAUUCCUCACGGCUUAAAAUCUAGUAUAUUCUAUGGGUAGUAACAUAGAUGGCUAGCUUGGAUUAGGCACUCGACAGAUCAUUCAAAAGAACAGCCCUGUAUUGGUAGAAUAAUUGAAUCAUAUUAAAAUAGUAAAAAUCGCAAGUGGGAAGUCUCAUAAUAUUGCUCUUGACAGAGAAGGUCAAUGCUAUUCAUGGGGUUCUAAUGAAAACGGGCAGUUAGGGUUGAAAGACAAUCCAUAUACAAACUCCUAAUUUGAGGCUAAUUGCUUGGUAAAUAUUGAUCCUACCAAAUACAAUAUUGAUCAUAUUUCAGCUGGAGGAAAUCACUCAAUGUUUUUGGAAAAGAUAAGUGGCAGCUUAUUUGGAUGUGGCAGUAAUCUCCAAGGAUAGCUGGGCAUAAAGGAAACAAAAGAAUACAGAUAGCCUAUUAUGAUUGAUUACCCAGUAAUGCAUGGUGCGUUUAUUUAGCUUUAAUGUGGGUCUGACUAUACUUUAGCUCUCAAUAAAUAUGGGGAAGUUUACUCUUGUGGAGAUAACACCAGAUUACAAUUAGGCAUUAGAGGCUUAAAUUAGUCAAGCUAAUUUUUGAAAUUACCUACUUUAUCAAACAUAAAAAAGAUUCAAGCAGGAGGCUACUCUAGUGCACUAAAUCACUAAGGACAACUCUAUUUGUGGGGACAAACAAGUUUUGGGUCCUUGUCCUCUCCACUGUGUAUCACCUAAAUGAAUGUUCAGAUACUUUUCAAAAGCAUCUCAGUAGGUGAUGAAUUCGGAGUUGCUAUAGAUUAGAUUCACAAUUUUCACACAUGGUCCACAAUUGGCAUGCAGGAAUAGCAUAAAUUUGGCGAAAAUUUAAACAAAAAUAGCAAAAGAUUCAGAGCAUCUUAAGUAACUUGUGGAAAAGAUUUCGCCAUUGCAAUUUUAUCAAAGAGAAAGACAAGUAGAGUAAAUUUAUUUAGAGCAGAGAAUAAACUCUAAUUCUAAUAAAGUAAUAUCGAAAAUAAGCAAUAAGAGCGAGUUUAACAAGAUCUUUAUCAAACUAGGGACUCUGAUUAUAGAAAUUAGCAAGCAGAAUUCAAUUAGUACAAUAAUUAUUAGUUACAGAAUAACUCGAGACAUAAAUACCAGUUUAGCUUUUCUAAUGCCAAUAAUAUGCUUGACUAAACUAUAGAUGUUCAACAGUAAAGUUAAAAUUAUCCUUACAAGGACUUAGACUGUUAAAAUUCAAAGGCAGAUUUAAAUAAGAGUAGCAACGACAUAUUCUAGCAUUAUAAGUAGCGCUAUAGUAGAUCAAGAGAUAAUCACUCUCACAAUUAGUUUUAGAAUAAUACUACUCUUGGUGGUGAUAGUUUAGCACAGCCAAUUCGCUUUGAAUCUAGAUAAAACUCUCUUAGUAAUAGUCACAUUAACUCUGAAACUAAUAAGAAUUAUCAAAGAUUGAGAAUAAAAUCUCAUUCCCCAUCAUUUAGGACUAUAUCUCUACCUUAAACUGCAAACUAACCUAGUGGAAGACCAGCGAGUAGUGAACUUAUUAAUAGGCCAAAACAUUCUGUUUAAACUUAGUAUCUUAUCUAAAUAGAUGAUUUAAACAAGUAAAACAUAAUUCUUUAGAAGCAAGUAAAUGAGCUUAGCUUUUAGCUUAGCUAGUAUGAUGCUAGCUUGAAUGAAAAAAUUUCGGAGAUAGUCUAGUUUUAUGACUAGAAAAUAAGGGAAGAGAAGUCUAAAAGGAAUAAUUUACAUAAAGAAAAGAAGAAUGUUUAGGAUUAGUAUAAAUCAGAGUUACUUCGUCUGAUGAGUAAGGUAGAAAACUAUGAGAAAUUAAUGGACCAGUAGAAGUAUCAGUAUUAAGUGCUGCAACAAGCAUAUGAUGAGCAGUACUAAUUCAAAAAAGAACAAAUGAUUCUUAUAAACAGUCAAUAAAGAGAUGUAAAUAUCCUCACUGAUAAGUGCAAAGAUUUGGAAAAUCAACUUUCGUCUCAGACUCAUAUCAAUCACUAGGUAAACUUAGAUACCUAAAUUCUCAGAGAUGAGAUUUAGUAACUUAAAAAAUCUCAUGUUUAGAAUCUUGAUAACCUCCAGACCUUUUAACUGUAGAUUAAUGACUUUAAGGCCAGGGAACAAGACUACGAGUUGAGAUUAGAUUAAAAAGACUAAGAAAUAAAUAUGCUAACAAGAUAAGUCAUAGAUUUGAAGCAAUUCGCUGAUUCGUAUGAAACUGAGUUGCUUGAGUAUCAGAGAUAAAUCGAGGACCUCGAAGAUAAAAACAUCAAACUUGUGUAGUUGCUUGAUAAAAACACCUAUAACAAGGCUUAAGAUUACUAAAAUAAGGUUAUGAGCAUUCUUAACCACUCUAGACCUCAAUCAUACAACAGUUCUUAGAAUAGAAAUCACACUAGAAAUAACAGUAAUCCAUAUCAGCAAGCUCCUCUGAGGAACUUAAACGUCCAAGAAUAUUCAGACAAAUCCAAUUUGUAAAGCUUCGCUCAAUCUCAAAAUCACUCAUUCAAUGGAGUUGGCAAAGACUCUGCAUAUCAUAGCAAAAAGCCAUCCAUAAAUCCUUACUAGUAACAGCCACUGAGCUAAAAAGAAAAUUCAUUUACGAUUAGUAGUCCAGCUGACAUUCCCAUCAGAGAGGACAGAGAUGAAGAUGAGUUUUCAGCUAGUAACUGCAAGAGUGAUGCUGACAACACCAAUCAAAACUUUAAUAGGGAUUAAGUGCUAAAUCUCUUUGCCGCUCUAAAUGAUCAGAUAUCUCCUCGAAGUUUGAGCAGCUCCAAUCAGUUGUAACAUAACAGAAAUUUCUCUCAAACUGCUAAGCCUGCUUUUCAAGGGAAUAAUAUGACAUUCAGUAACAAUAGUCUGAAUGAUCAAAAUCAACCAUAGUUCAAUAAGGUAGAUCCCCCAAAGGAUAUUAGUGCACCUAAGUUGACAGCUGUAAUUAAUUUAAAUUGA
Molecule: messenger RNA, 3222 nt
Organism: Stylonychia lemnae
Lineage: Eukaryota; Ciliophora; Spirotrichea; Sporadotrichida; Oxytrichidae
Source: the annotation of a GenBank genome assembly